Haliotis rufescens (red abalone) is the source of this 8384-nucleotide messenger RNA. RefSeq lists its product as uncharacterized. The transcript has 37 exons. The record is from RefSeq and is a predicted model, not a curated record. Bases 167 to 7750 code for a protein of 2527 amino acids. Lineage: Eukaryota; Metazoa; Mollusca; Gastropoda; Lepetellida; Haliotidae.
CAGGUCGGAAGCUGUGGGCGAGGCCAGGGUAGGUAUAUAUAACCCGACAGACUGGGUAGUCGGGUAGUUUCAGCUGUGCACUAACCUGUCACUAGUCUUCUAACGACGUUUUCAGGAUUGGACUGUUUUGAAAAGAUUGUGUACAUCGUUUGGGUGGAAGAGAACAAUGUUCUCGCAUCUUCAAGUUCUCAUACUGGUGUGUGUUAUGACAGUUGUUCAUGGCGAAAAAUCACAACAGUGCGACGUCCCACAAGGGAUGCAUAGUGAGCGUAUUCCAGACACGGCACUGGUCGUGUCGUCUGCAGCCGCUGGGAAACCCAAACAACAUGCUCGAUAUGGCUGCUGUCCGACUGACUGCGGUGCUGCCUGGUGUCCAACCGCAGAUGACAACAGUCCGUACUUCGAGGUGCAUCUGCAAAACCUGACCACUAUUGCUUCAAUUAAGUUCCAACAUCCUACAUCAGCAACACCCCCAUGUUCCGAUUUUGCAACGGAAUAUAUGAAGACGUUUCGACUGCUUUACAAACCCGCCAUUGGCUCAGAUGAAUUCCUGGAAUUUAAUCACGACAUACAGUCGAUUUACAACAAUUCACUAACAUUUUGGGUGGGAUUCAAGCCACAUAUUGUCACAAAAGCCAUCAGGAUCGAACCUCAGACAUAUGAAAAAACACCUUGUUUUAAAUUUGAAAUACUUGGAUGCGAACCAACAGGUCUUUGCCAGAAGGACUUUUGCAAACACGGAGGAACAUGUGUAGGUGAUAACCUCUGUCAGUGUAAAGGAGCGUACUUCGGGGAACAGUGCCAAUACACAGAGAUUGAGAUACACACAUUUAUAACCAAGUUCAUAUUCUUGAGGAUUGAAAAUAACAUUCUGCUAACCACGUCUUUCAACAUGAGUGUAUCGGGCAGCGUGGCGGUGGAGACUCUGGGGACACAGAGCCUCAUCCGUCUGGGCAAGGGAGGAACAGCCACGGUCGCAGCAGGGUCAGGCCAGCCGUCUUCAUGCCUACAUAGUCUCGACACCUGUCUUUCUGGUUUCACCUACAGUCUGACACUGAACAUUGAAAAUAUGACAUCACGGAAGCUAUACCUGAUUUCUAAUGGAGUAGAUGAAACUUCUCAUAAUGGAAUAUGGCUGUACUAUGAAGGGGCGACCUUGUCAUGUCACGUGGCCACCUCAUCGCACGUCUGGGGGAUCGACGUGAAGACUUCUCUUUCACUCAGUGUCUGGUACACGAUUGAGAUCUCCUGGAACAGAAUUCUAGGGCUUCGACUCCUACUCAACAGCAAGACCAUCGGCAGCAUUACCCAGUCAGUUGAAAGACAACCUGGUAAUUUUCCGACAGAGGCGCUGAGUAUUGGGUCCACGCUGAACACAGGCGUCAUCAUGAGAAUCUAUCAACUACAACUGGUACCUCUUGUCAAAAGCGAGCUCAUAAGGGCCCAAAUCACAAAUGGACCCCUUCCAGCAGCUACAGCACCAGGCACAGCCACAGUCACGACUCCCUCAACACCCACACAAACUGUUUGUGAAACACCGCUUGGAAUGUCGGACAAAACAAUAGCUGAUGCCCAGUUGACUGUGUCCACUAGCUCCCCACACCACAGCAAGGAACAACUUAGAUAUGGCUGUUGCACAGAGGAACACAUCGGCGCCUGGUGCAGCGCGGACACAGAUACUCAUCCCUGGGUUCAGGUGAAGCUAAAGACCCCGAUGGCGAUAUCUAAGAUAGUGUUCCAACAUCCCGCCGAAAGGAACAGGACCGUAACCCCGUCACGUUAUGUGAGAGAUGUACAGAUGCUCUACAAUAACCUCUUCACAGAUACAUCACGUCUGGAGCUGUACAGUCAGCACAUUCCUGUAACACAUAAUGCCACCGUCGCAUAUUCCGUGAAGUUGCAUCCCGCUGUGGUGACUGACACUGUCCACCUCAUCAUCACCCACUUCGUGGGCAGACCCUGUAUGCGUCUGGAGCUAAUCGGCUGCAACCCAGAAGUUUUGUGUCAACCAGAUUUUUGCCAAAACGGAGGCUCCUGCAUCGGCGAAGACGUAUGCAAAUGUAAAGACAAUUACUACGGAAUUCGAUGUCAGUUAACAAAAUCAGAAAUUGCUAACUACAACUACAGGGUGAUUGAACAGAUUGGGAACAUUAUUACAACAACACAUCUAAAUAUGACAAUUCACAACAUGGUAGAAGUUAAGACGUACCAGACAGAGACAUACCUGGUGUUCAGCAGUCACGGCUAUGUGGAGAUUCCCCAGACAGAUCCCUGUAUCCAGCACCUCGACCAGUGUAACUCAGGGUUCACAUACAGCUUUUACAUCAAUUUCCGCAAUGUAAGCAAUGAGAUGCCCAUCUUGGCUACUGGGGACGGUGACAGUGGUGUUUUCAUGCGGUACACAAACAAUAGUUUCAUCUGCACAGUGGGGACAUCAAAAGGCAUGUGGACAAUCGGCGUAGCGCAUCACCUAAUACUUGAGACCUGGUACCAGAUAGAUCUGUCUUGGAGCAAGUUCCACGGUUUACAUCUUUAUGUGGAUGGGGCCGACAUCGGGGGAACUGUUGCUGCAGUUGUCAAGCCGCACAAUUUCGCCAAGCAUCACCUAUGGAUUGGUAAUGGGUACACGACUAUGCUUAAAGUUGAAACAUUUACAUAUUGGAUGAAACAGAUCCAUAUCUUCUUCAACGUCCGCCAAGAUCUGACCAGAGCUGGACUUCUAGAGAACAAGGAUCCAUCUACAACACCAAUCAUAUCACGUGCAACGACCGCCAAGCCAGAACCAUCGUCUUGCAACUCCUCAUCCACUGACAUCACGUUCACGAGCAUCAAUGGCACAGACCUCCUAACGUCACUGACCACAAUGAAGGUCCAUGGAGAUGCCAGUAUUGAGCAGUCAAAGCUAGGAACAUUGUUAGUUUUGGAUGGGCCAGGACAAUACAUUGAUAUGCAGAACACGGGUGUGCCAUGUCUAGAUGAUCUCACCACAUGUUUUACAAAUUUCAACUUCAGAUUGACUUUCCAGUUCAUUAAAAUUGACCUUCAGCCUAAUUACAUCUUAUCUAGCGGUGGGGAAUUAGUGAACUCCAAUGGAGUUGCGUUAUUCUAUUGGAAUGGAAAACUAAAUUUUUGGGUUAAGAAUGGAAAAUCUGUGUCAAAAUCUAUUUUCUCAGUAAAUAUGACAAAUGGUACCUGGUACACGUUGGACGCAUCGUGGGACAAGACAAAUGAAGAGACAUCAGUGCACCUAAAUGGCAGAGCACUGCAGAAUUCCCCCUUGCCGAAAACUGAUGCCCCUCAAACAACCAUGACACACUCUCUUCUCAUUGGCAAAUCAUGGGGAAAGAAUCACACAUCACACAUAAAGCUGCUGCUUUUCAGAAUGCGGACAGAUAGUCUGAAAGAAAUGGCAGAACACAACUGUAGCGAAGAACACUCAAUACCCGAUGUUGCACCAACGCCAGCUCCGGUGGAAACGUGCAAUGGCACACCUGUCAGCUCGACAAAGACUACCAUCGACAUGUCCUUCUUGAGUGUAACUGGAAGCCGAUUAACGACCAAGGAUAUGGUCAUCACGGUUCAUGGAAGUCCUUCAAUUAUCCAGCAAAACGAUACGCUAUCAUUGGAUAUCACUCAGCCUGGACAGUACGUUGAAAUUGAAACAAGGUGCCUCCCUUGUUUCUCUGACCUUGAACAUUGUACUACGGGCUUCACUGUUCAGCUUGUGGCCACAUUCACUCAACUUGUGACCACAGAGAGAAUGUAUAUUGUCUACACGGGCCAAGACAAGCCCGGGUAUACAGGAGUAAAUCUUUUUUAUGAACGUGGACAUUUGAAGGGGGUCGUUGCAUCCGGUCAGCAUAAAUGGCCAAUCAACAUACCUUACAAACUUGAGAUCAACAUACCUUAUAUAUUCCAAAUAAGUUGGUCUCAAACAUCUGGAUAUCAGUUGUAUGUUAAUCAAUAUACAACCCAACCAACACAGUCGCUUCCAGUAUUCGUCGAUGCGACUAAAAUGCCCUCAUCAUUUCUGAUAGGUAAAGAAGUAAAUUCAAACAAGACUACUUCCAUGGUUAUAACUGACUUCAAGUUAUUUAUGGCAACGAGAACAGAGCUUGUUAACCUGGGAAUUCUUCAGCCUGCUCUGGCAACUAUUUCUACAACGACGCUGGUUCCGCCUACCUCACCACCUCUACCGGAAUUCUUAUGGAGGUUUGAAAACGUGACAUCCAACUACCUAAAUUCCAGUUACCUUAAAGUAAUCAUCCACGGAGGUCAACACGGUACCUCGUCAGGUUUGGUGUUCACGGCAGACGGGCAUUACUUAGAGAUUCAAAAUCUAGGUAAGAGCUGUCUAACAGACAUCACGAAAUGCAAACAUGGACUGACAAUAUCUGUAGAGGUGGUUUUCACAAAGCUCAAUGAAAAUACGGUUGUGUUCACAACAGGGGGAGAGGCGCCCGACCUCCCUGGCAUCUCGCUGUUGUAUAGAUACGGCCAAUUUCAUGUCAUAGUCUCCUCCUCUGUCAAAGCAUGGUUUGUAUCAAUACCAAGAGAUCAUAUCGAACUGGGUACCACACAAGUCAUUUACAUAUAUUUCAAAGAAACUCUCAAAGUUUACAUCAAUAGGAAACUCGUAGCAUCGACCAUGGAACACGUUACCCACCUUGAUACGUCUCGUGAAAUGAAGAGCGUAUUCUAUUUUGGGAAGUCCUUUACAACACUGACACCAGGACGCCACCUACAAUGUGUCCUCAAAGCCAUACACAUCUGGUACCAGGGCAUCGACAUUGUCUCACAGUUGACAAGCACCCCUGCAGUUACAUCCUCGUCAGACCUUUGUCCAGUCGGCUGCAUCUCACUAGCAUCAAAAUCAAUGCCAGAAACUACACAACGAAUGACGUUUCCUCCUACAAAUCCACCAACAACGACAGCUCCUACUACUCACGCUGUAACAACUACCACCACGCAGACACGGACAACACAAGACAUCGGUGUCCCGCCAUUUAAUGUUGAUCUAACAGUAAUACCAAUCGUUGACAUGACCGGCACAUACUUGGCCUGUAGACUGUCCACCUACACGACUCUGAAUGUCUUCAUCCAGUUCCAGUGGAUCAUUGAUGGCGUGCCUCAGGCGUUGAAAGAAGUGCAGACUCCCGUCGCUGAGGGUAGACUCUAUAUCACGGAGAUCAGCAAUGUCAGGGAUAACCUGUAUGAUAAAGAGAUAGUCUGCAAAGCCAAAGCCAAAUUCACAGCAGGAUGGCAGUGGACACAAUACCUCACCUCCAAAACACCGUUUAUUCCAUCUAUUACGUCGCUGACGUCAACGACGGCACACCUCACUUUGACAGAAGGUCAGCAGGUCAGGCAAAUAGAGGUGAAAUCCAACUGUCCACCACAACUGUUCUGCACGCUUACAGACAAAGGCAACUGCAAGGUAGAGGUGGUCGCCAGUCUGGUGAAGCAUCCGUUGGACCACCUGUGUACCCGGGAUAUUGUGCUUCCCCAGAUUGUGAUUCAGUCGUUCGGGAACACGCCUAACACUGAUGUGUGCGGCAAGGGCUUGAACUCCUCCAACUGGAAGAACACAAUCCAGAUUCCAAUGAAAGCCACCAUUGAUGGACUGUAUGAUCAUGACCAGACGCGAGAUAUAAUGGUCAAGCUAAAGACAACAGGGGCACUCAAGGAGUCAAUGUAUAAGACAAUAACGACAUACAAGGUGAAGGCAAAGGAUUUCGACAAGUCUGCCCUGUGUGCCUCGCUAAAUGACCCGCACAUCACUACUUUCGACGGACUACACUACAACAACUUUCAGCGUGGAGAAUUCAUAUUGUACAAGCAUAAAACAUUGCCUUAUGAGGUUCGGACAAGUUACCAGGUCUGCAGUUCUCGCAACUCAAGGGGUCCUACUUGCAACUGUGCAGUUGCAAUCAAAUCUGGAGAUGACGUCAUAACGUUUACAGGAUGCCAUGGCCAAGCUCAUCGCACCUAUUACAGUCGAUUCUUCCACCACACACCCAGCAUAACGGUGGAAAUGUACAAGAACGGCGACCUCACCCCCGGAACCACUGUCAGGAGAAUUGGGUGUGGUCACAAAUAUGAAGUGCAUCUGCCCACAGGGACCAUAGUGACGGUCCAGUCUAGCUACCUGUCCUUCAUCAAUGUCUGGGUCAGACCAUCCUCCCUGGACUUCGGACAGUCUGAAGGGUUGUGCGGUAGCUACACGGAGAGUAAGCAUGAUGAUCUGUAUGGCGCUGACCACAGGACCUACACCGUCAAACAAACUCCGGACGAAUUCUCCAAAACAUGGCUGGUGUCUGAGAGGAACACCAUGUUUCACGGUGUCACGGCUCAAAAGACCACAUCGGAAACAUAUUGCAGCUGUGUUGAAGGGAGGCAACUUUACUGUGCUCCUCAUCUCGACAUCUUCAGGUGCACCUCUAUGUCAUCUAGGGACGAUAUUACAGCCACCUUGGUGCGACAGGCCAAGCUUCCAAGCGCAGCCUUCCGCCGCUUUAAGAGAGAAGCACCCAUGCAGACUGAGCCUUUGGAGGAGGAUACAGCUGAGAACACAUACACCGAGCAGUCAGCCCACACUUUCUGUGAGGACUACAUCAACAACCAGACUGCCACCAAGGCAUGUGUGGACUUUGUCAGUGUCACCGAUGACCUCAUCAAAGAGUGUGCACAGGAUCUGGUGGCAACAGGUGAAACGGAGUGGGCACAGUCUCAUUUGGACGAUAUAGUAACCAGGUGUAUCAGUGAGGCAGAGCGCAAUGUCAGUAUGUGGAAUAGAGCAGACAACUCCACUAUUUGGGAGAAUAUACCAAAGGACAUCAUGACUAACCUCUGCCCUACCGAAUGUAUCCAUGGCAACUGCUCAGAAGGUGCGUGUGUAUGCGAGGAUGGGUACACGGGGCUGAACUGUUCCCUCAGCAAGGAUGUCAAACCAGCCAUAUUGCCAGUGAAUGAAGACGGCGCAGGCUGCAACAUUAACCACGUGGACUGUUCACAGAUUACUAUCAUGGGAUUAAACUUUGUUGACAGUUACACCCUCAGCUGCUUUUAUCAACCCAUAAAGGUGACAUCCCACGUGGUGGUGACUGACCAGUGGAUCCCCGCCCCAGCCACGUUCCUCAGCAUGUACCAGGUAGUAUGUACCCUCCCCAGCCCCCCUCACAGCGCCAGGGUAGCGGUCAGUAACAACGGUCAGCAGCGCAGUGACCAGACCUAUCUCCAUGUUGUGUAUGAUGACUGUCAUACAUGUGACAUCAAUGAGGAGGGGACUGAAGCUUCAUGUAGCAGAAAGGCUGCCACGUGCCUCAUCAAUGGUGCCUGCUACCGGGAGGGCGACGGGAUGCCAGGCGACAAGUGUCAGCUGUGUGACCCACAUACCAAUGAGGCGAACUGGACAAGAGGCACAGACCCUAUUUGUACGGCCACCAAGCUGUCAGCUUCCGGUCAGACAGGAAAUGGACUGAGCACGCCCACCAUUGCACUUGCUGUCGUCGUCGCCGUCUGUGCUGUCGUAAUCGUCGCUGGAGUUGUCAUCAUAUGUAGGAAAAGUGCCCCGGCACGGAGAAAGAAGUUCAUGGAGGAAGGGCAUUACGACUCUCCACAGUCACGUCUCUCUGCCAUGCCACGCCCCAACCUCAGGGACAUCAGCUUCAGCAACUUGGCGUACGACGGUAAUGCAUCUUCCCUGACAACCCCCGAGAUGACGAAGACACUAGGUGGCGUGGGACAGUAGGUGUACUGUGCUGAUCACCCUGUAUGUAAAGACAAACAGACAGACGUGUUGUAGACGAAAAGUCACAAUUCAAGUAAUCCGUUAUUUUACUGUUAGGGAUGAGGAUAUUGAUUUGAAUAAAACAAUUAUAUAUCUUGUUUAUAUUGCCUAUGUAUACUCUAUGAUCAUAGGUAUAACGACACACUACUUAAAUUCCACCACAUUGAUGAUUACGCUCUCGUAAAACUAGUAAAAGCAUUACUAGCUGUACAGCUGUGCUUUUUCCUAGACAUGUGUUUACAAAUAAGACACACGUGCACAUGAAGCAAUCAGCCAUUGAUUAUAGUCCGCAGAAACAGUAAUUCAAAUUAAGUCAUGCGUGCUGUCAUUUCUCAUUAGUAGUAACAAAUUAAGUUUGAUGUGUAUGUAUAUAAAUUCAUUCAUUAUUUGGGAUUGAAUGAAACUAUGUGUAAUUAAACGAUCAUUACAAAUAAUUAUGUGAGUAAAUGUAGGUAUUAUUCAGCUUCACUCCAGAAUACGGGACUGAUUACACCUAUAUAUUUGCUUACACGUGUGACAUAUUGGUGAUCAUGUAUAUGAUAACCUUGUACCUUAAACUUGUUGAUUGUCCUGACAAUAAACACAGAUAUCUGCA